AUGUUUCGCAAACGCAAGACUUCCGAUUGGAAUGACACCAACAAAGAAAAUAUCCCCGAAAGCAAUUCGGGAUGGAAAUCGCUCUUCGGAUUCACGACUAGAAGGCACCUACCGACUCUCAUAUUCGGGUCUAUCUUCGCCCUGGUUGCUAGUCUUGUCACACCGGCACUUGCGAUCUUUCUUGGCAAUGUGUUCGACUCGUUUACCUCUUUCGGUGCUGAUCACACUGAUUCCAAAGGGCUUCAUAGCCAAGUUAUCACAAAUUGCUUUGGAAUGAUUGGACUGGGAGUAGCUGGUUGGUUUUUGAACGGUGCAUACUAUGCUCUAUUCGUUGCAUUCGGGGAGAUGCAGGCCUCUGUUAUUCGCAGCCAAGUGUUUCUAGAAUUACUAAAUCGCGACGUUGAGUGGUUUGAGGCCAAAACCGAGGGCUCCGGGGCUUUGCUAUCGGGAAUUCAAGCACACAUUCAUGAAAUGCAGAUGGCGACUUCGCAGCCACUCGGACUUAUACUGCAAUACUCGUGCCGUUCACUGGCUUCACUGGGGCUGGGCUUCUACACAUCAUGGAGCCUCUCUCUGGUAACUCUUGCAGGCAUUCCCAUAUUCUCGGCAAUUAUCGGAUUUCUUUCCUCCAAAAUGAAGUUUAGCAUUACAGCCCAACAGGCUGAGCUUACCGAAGCCUCAAAAGUUGCCAACAAUGCUAUCACCAAUAUCGACACGGUCAAAUGCCUCAAUGGGCAAGCCUUCGAGCAUCGGAACUUUGCUGAACGCAUUGAGAGAUCUGCUACACACUACCUUCGACAAGCGCGAUACAAUUCUCUACAAAUUGCUAUCAUUCGGUUGAUGAUGUUCGGGAUGUUUGUUCAGGGUUUCUGGUAUGGCAGUUCGCUUGCACGCACCGGGAAACUCACAUCCGGAGAAGUGCUCAGAACUUUCUGGGCCUGUAUGACCGCAGCUCAGUCUAUCGAGCUGGUCUUGCCGCAGAUGAUUGUGAUGGAAAAAGGAAAGGUUGCUGGUGCAGCCUUGAAAUCGAUCAUUCAAAGCCGGAAAAAAGACAAAAUUGUGAGCGAUGUAAAGGGAACCCGGUAUCCGGAACACUGUGAAGGUGAUAUUGAGGUCAAAAACGUGUCGUUCUCAUAUCCUAGUCAGCCUGACCAAUGCGUACUCAAACCUUCGAGCUUUUUCUUCCCCGCUGGAGAAACGACGUUUGUUAUAGGGAAAAGCGGCUCUGGUAAAAGUACACUCAGCCAACUGCUGAUGCGGUUCUACUUGCCAACCUCGGGUGAAAUCCUGAUUGACCGCAACCCAAUGCAAGAACUCGACACCAACUGGAUCCGCAACAACAUCACUCUUUUAGAACAAAAGAGUGUUCUCUUCAAUGAGUCUGUGCUUACAAACAUCGCCUUCGGUCGCCAGGACCAUGCAACCGUCACUGAGGAAGAUGUCAAAGAUCCCAUCGAGUUGGCCAUGCUUGAGAACACAAUCGACGGUCUCCCCAAAGGAAUCGACACUUGCGUUGGCCCGGGUGGAAGCUUUUUGAGCGGCGGCCAAAGGCAGCGAGUUGCAAUUGCCAGAGCGAAAUUACGUGACACGCCAAUCCUGAUCCUGGAUGAACCCACCAGUGCUCUUGAUCACACCAACCGAGUCUCAGUGAUGAAAGCAAUCCGCGAAUGGCGGAAAGGAAAGACGACCAUCAUCAUCACUCAUGAUAUGUCACAAAUUAUGGAACAGGAUUUCCUGUACAUCCUCGAACAGGGUUCUAUUGUGAACUCCGGUUACAGGCGAUGGUCGUCUGGAAACCAACACCCAGAACAAGGGGGACAUUCCGCGGGAGAGCUUGGACACCUUAAGACCUCCAACAGCUUUCUUGGGACAUCGUCGGUCCAGGACAUCCUGGGCUCAAGGCCACAUUCUCCCGAGCUUUCGCUCUGGCUCGCUGGACUUGACGACGAGAAGGAAUUCGGAACAUGUCGUCAGGAAUUGGGAUCCCCCCUGCAAGAUUGCAGCCAACGUCUUUCUUUCAUGGCAGAAGGACGUGAUCCUCAACCGGACUUGAAAGAAAUGACUAUUCCUACAGAAGAAGUCGAAAUGGUUUACAUUGAUGAUCAGGGCUUGAAGUCGGAUCCAUGGCCCAAUGAACACACCGCGACAGAUCAAUUGGAAACGAAGAGCAACCGAAGAUCACAUGGCCGCCGCAAGAAAUCAAAAGAGCAGCACAUACCGAAAGAAAGAAUGACUCCGCUUUCUCAAAUUAUGGGCACCAUUCUGUCGACUUUGACGAUGAGACAGCGAAUCAUCCUCUUCCUAGGAUUCACCGCAGCACUGGCCCAUGCAAGCGCAACCCCAAUAUUUUCAUAUUGUCUGUCGCAGCUAUUUGGAACCUUCUAUGCUGGAACCAACAGUGGACAUCUGGCGAUGACCUGGUCACUUGCUGUACUAGGGGUGGCUUUCGGCGAUGGCCUUGUGUCCUUUUUCAUGCAUUACUUCCUAGAACUCUGCGGUGAGGUUUGGCUGGAUUCUUUUAGAAAGAAUGCCUUUGAACGCAUUCUCAGUCAACCACGUGCCUGGUUUGAGAAAGAUGGUAACGGAUCUCUCAGACUCACAUCAUCUCUUGAUCAGAAUGGAGAAGACAUGCGAAACCUACUAGGCCGAUUCGCUGGUUUUGUGGUUGUCGCUGCAUCAAUCACUGUCAUGGCAAUUAUUUGGAGUUUGAUUGUUUGCUGGAAGUUGACACUUGUUGCUAUCUCCUGUGGGCCUGUCAUUUAUGUUAUCACUCGAGGCUUUGAGGGAACAAAUGGAUUAUGGGAAAGACGGUGCAAUGAUGCCAACAAUAUCGCCGCCGAUGUCUUUACCGAGACCUUUACAGAGAUCCGUACCGUGAGAACAUUGACGUUGGAAGGUCACUUCCAUCGCAAACAAGCUAACGCGAUCGCGCGCUGCUUGUUGCUGGGGUUGAAGCGUGCCAUGUAUACCGGCAUGCUUUUCGGUAUGGUAGAAUCGACAGUCAUAUUUGCUAGCGCCUUGAUAUUCUAUUAUGGAUCGGUGCUCGCAGCAUCUCGCGAAUUCAACGUCAACGAUGUGAUGACGGUAUUCUCGAUCCUACUUUUCAGCAUUGGUUACGCUGCUCAGGUUCUCUCAUGGAUUCCCCAAAUCAACACCUCCCGCGAGAUAGCGACCCAACUUAUUGGUCUUGCAAACCUCCCACAAGAUGGAUCCCACGAGGACCUCGGCAGUUUGACAGUUUCAAAGCUCACCCCGAUCAAGCUCACCAACCUGAAUUUCCGAUAUCCCUCUCGGCCAAACACCGUGGUGUUGAAGAAUGUCUCGAUUUCCAUCCCGCCAAACUCCUGUACGGCGCUCGUAGGACGAUCCGGUUCUGGGAAAUCCACAAUCGCGUCGCUGCUAUUAUCCCUCUACGCAGCUCCGGCCUCUCAAACCGGAGAACCCACAGUGACACUGGGCGGCGCGGACAUUCUUCGGCUGCAUGUUCCUACUCUUCGCUCACAGAUCUCCAUCGUAUCGCAACAACCAACUAUUUUCCCCGGCACCAUUCAUGACAACAUCAGCUACGGGCUGGAUCAACAUUCACCUCUAGCUUCAUCUCAUAAUGUACGCACCGCCGCUCAAGGAGCAGGCAUUGAUGAUUUCAUCUCCUCUCUCCCUCGGGGAUACAACACUGUGAUCGGAGAUGGUGGAGUUGGUCUUUCCGGUGGUCAGAAACAGCGUGUGGUCAUUGCACGGGCUCUUUUGCGUCAACCUCAGAUCUUGAUUCUCGACGAAGCCACAUCCAGCUUGGAUCCAGCGGGUGCGGAAAUCGUGCGGCAGACAGUGCAGCAGUUGGUGGCCGUCCAUCAGAGGCUUACUGUCAUCAUUAUCACGCACUCGAAGGAAAUGAUCGAGAUUGCGAAUCAUGUCGUUGUUCUUGACCAGGGAGCUGUCGUAGAGGAUGGACCAUAUCAGACUCUGGCGAACAUGAAAGGUGGCAAAUUGAACGCCUUGCUCAGUGAUCCUGAGGAGGUCGGUGGUUAA
Molecule: messenger RNA, 4026 nt
Organism: Penicillium verrucosum
Lineage: Eukaryota; Fungi; Ascomycota; Eurotiomycetes; Eurotiales; Aspergillaceae
Product: ABC transporter ATP-binding protein
Exons: 6
Coding region: 1-4026 (1341 amino acids)
Biological process (GO): transmembrane transport
Cellular component (GO): membrane
Molecular function (GO): ABC-type oligopeptide transporter activity; ATP hydrolysis activity; ATP binding
Source: RefSeq, a predicted model, not a curated record